Chenopodium quinoa (quinoa) is the source of this 4859-nucleotide messenger RNA. RefSeq lists its product as uncharacterized. The record is from RefSeq and is a predicted model, not a curated record. Bases 24 to 4409 code for a protein of 1461 amino acids. Gene Ontology annotation, biological process: protein phosphorylation; cell surface receptor signaling pathway. Gene Ontology annotation, cellular component: plasma membrane. The transcript is spliced from 7 exons. Gene Ontology annotation, molecular function: ATP binding; protein serine/threonine kinase activity; polysaccharide binding. NCBI's taxonomy places the organism in Eukaryota, Viridiplantae, Streptophyta, Magnoliopsida, Caryophyllales, Amaranthaceae.
AAAAUUGAAAUAUUUUGGGAACAAUGAACUACCUCUUGCUCCAGUUCAUCUUAAUAGCUUUAUAUUUUUUGGUUCACCCAUUGCUUACAGUGGCAUCUUCACCACUGAUGGUGGCGUAUCCACCUAUUGCAAAGCCUGGUUGUCAGGAUAUUUGUGGGAAUGUGAGCAUUCCGUACCCUUUUGGAAUAGGGGAUGACUGCUACCACAGCCUACCCUAUGAGGUUACUUGCAAUACCUCUUUGUUGCACCCAAAACUUUUCUUGAACGAAUUUAACCUUGAGGUUGAACAGAUAAGUAUUCAUACUUUGGUUCAGAACACUAUAACUGUAAAAACUCCGCUGCAGAGAACCUGCAGCAUCCUAGAUACAAAUAUAAGCAGCAUCGACCUUAGGGGAACUCCUUAUUUGUUUACGGCGGGGUACAAUUCUCUUUUUGUUGGGGGUUGUGGGAGUAGCACCCUCUUGUUAGAUAGAAGCAACAAGAUCAUUGGAGGUUGUGCAACAGUUUGUGAUAAGAUUCCUAUGAUAACGAAUGACUGCAUUGGCCGUGGGUGUUGCAGCUUUAAUCUUCCUUCUUCACUUGACUUUUACAGCGUGAACAUCUUCAACUUUGGUAAUGGUACUAAUGACUGCACAAACGCCAUGUUAAUGAAUAGAACCUCAUCAAUUAUCAGCGGGGCAGUUGAUCCAAGUCUCUCUAAGUUUGCAGUAGUCCCGACAGUACUGGAGUGGACACCCGGAAACAUAACAAUGCCUGCUGAUGACCCAAACAAGAAUUGUCAAGGCCCUCCAGAUAAGUAUGAUUGCUACUGCAAUUAUGGAACUUUUGGGAAUCCUUAUCUUCCGUAUGGAUGCCAAGUACCAAAAGAAUGCAAGGAAUGCAAGCUAGGGUGCACCAAACAAGGGAACCAUUAUCUAUGUGUUCGAUACAAUUCUGAUAAAUCUCAUACCCGGUUGAUCCUUUUGGUUCUUCUUGGUGGUUCAAUAGUUGGCCUGAUGCUGUGUACUGGAAACAUAAGCUGCAUAUACCUUUGUGUUAAGAAAAGGAGGCAUUUGAAAAUGAAAGAGAAAUUCUUCCACCAAAAUGGUGGUUUUGUGUUGAAACAACGGCUUUCUUUGAACCAAGGCAGCAAUGAUUCAACAAGAAUAUUUACUACUCAAGAGUUGAGGGAAGCCACCAACAAUUAUAGCAAGAACAACAUUCUUGGACGUGGUGGUUUUGGUACUGUGUAUAAGGGGAUUUUACCAAAUCACCAAGUAGUUGCAGUAAAAAAAUCCAUGGUAAGUGACCAGAGUCAAGUCGAGCAGUUCAUCAAUGAGGUGGUAAUUUUAACCCAGAUUAACCACCGAAACGUGGUUAAACUCUUAGGAUGUUGCUUGGAGACUGAAGUUCCCUUGUUGGUCUAUGAAUUUGUUUCCAAUGGAACUCUUUUCGAUCACAUACACAAUAAUGGUGCACAGUGGCUUUCAUGGGAAAACUGUCUGAGAAUUUCAACUGAGGCUGCCAAUGCAAUUUCUUAUCUGCACUCUGCAGCUUCAAUGCCCAUCAUCCAUAGAGAUAUCAAGUCUUCCAACAUUCUCUUGGAUGAUAAUUUUACUGCAAAAAUAGCGGAUUUUGGAGUCUCCCGGUUAGUUCCCAUCGAUCAAACUCAAGUUACCACCCUGGUUCAAGGAACAUUUGGGUAUCUUGAUCCAGAGUACUUUCUGACAAGUCAUCUGUCUGAGAAGAGUGACGUCUGCAGCUUUGGCGUGGUUCUGGUUGAACUUUUAACAAAGAGAAAACCAAUUUCAUGGGAGACUGGACUUGAAGAUAGAAACUUAGCGAUGCAAUUCAUUAGUUCAGUCAAGAGCAAUCAAUUUUGUGAUAUUCUUGAGCCUCAACUCAUGAAGGAAGCAUCUCAGGAGCAACUUUUUAGCAUUGCAGAUCUUGUAGAGAAAUGUCUUAGUGUAAAAGGAGAUGAUCGGCCAUCCAUGAAGGAUGUUGCAACGGAGUUAGAAGGACUGAUGAAGAAGAUAAUAAUACAACCUUGUUCUAAUCAGCACGAUAAUGAAGAACAUAGACACUUGAUCAUUCUGCCUUCCGAAGAUCAGAAUGUAACCCGUCAGAUAAAUUUUGAGGAGGAUUUAAUUGUUGAGAUGAGUUCCCCUUGUUACAACUCUCAGAUUAAUGUGGAAUAUCUGACAGAGAUCCUGCAGAUAUAUGGAACUGCUGGCCUGUUUUUAUAUAUGCUGUCCAUUAUACAAAAAGCCUUUGGUACCAUGUUUUAUAACAUGUUUCAGCUCAUCAUUAUAGCUCUAUUUAUGUUGGUGCACCAAUUGUUGAUGGCGGCAUCUUCAUUGCCGCCGAUGACAGCUGAUCCUCCCAUUGCGAAACCUGGCUGUCAGGAUAUCUGUGGGAAUGUGAGCAUUCCGUACCCGUUUGGUAUAGGGGAAGAUUGCUACCACAGCUUACCAUAUGCUGUUACUUGCAAUACCUCUCUGCUUUCUCCAAAGCCUUUUCUGAGUAAAUUCAACUAUGAGGUGGUAGAGAUUAGUCUAGAAAACAUGUAUACACACACCUUAAUAGUGAACACGCCGCUGCAGAGGACCUGCAGCGUCCAAGAUGUAAACAUAACUAGCAUCGACCUUAGGGGAACUCCUUACUGGUUCUUUGGGGAUUCCAAUGCUUUUAUCGUGGGGGGUUGUGGGAGUAGUACUCUCUUGUUGGAUAGAAGUAAUAAAGCCUUAGGUGGGUGUACGACAGCUUGUGAUAAGGGUCAUAUAAUAACGAAUAACUGCACUGGCCGUGGGUGUUGCAGCAUAGAUGUUCCUUCGUCACUUGACUUUUAUCGUUUAAAUGUUUUUAACUUUGGUAAAGGUGAAUAUAAUUGCACGAACAUCAUGUUGAUUAAUAAGACCGCAAUUGUAAACAAGGUGGUUGAUCCAAGUCUCUCAGAGUUUGCAGUUAUCCCGACUGUACUGCAAUGGGCCUCUGGAAACAUAGCAGUGCCCUCUGAUGACCGAAACAGGUACUGCUAUCCUGCUGAAGGUCCUCUAGAGAAUUUUAAUUGCUACUGCAAAUAUGGCUAUUAUGGGAAUCCUUAUCUUCCUUAUGGAUGCCAAGUCCCAAGAGAGUGUAAGGGAUGCAAACGAGGGUGCUCCAAAGAUGGAAAUCUUUAUCAUUGUAUUGGCAUUGACCGUGAUCCAAAUACACAACGAAUCAUUUGGUUUAUCAUUGGCAGUUCAAUAAUUGGCUUAAUGCUGUGUACUGGCAACAUGAGCUGCAUAUACCUUUGUAUUAAGAGAAGGAAGCAUAUGAAAUUGAAGGAGAAGUUCUUCCAUCAAAAUGGCGGCUUUUUGUUGAAACAGCGACUUACUUUGAACCAAGGUAACAAUGAUUCAACAAAAAUAUUUACUACUCAAGAGCUAAGGGAAGCUACCAACAAUUACAGCAAAAAUAACAUUCUAGGACGUGGUGGAUUUGGUACCGUGUAUAAGGGGAAUUUACCAAAUAACCAAGUAGUUGCAAUAAAAAAAUCUGUGGUAAGUGAUCAGAGUCAAGUCGAGCAGUUUAUCAAUGAGGUGGUAAUCCUAACCCAGAUUAACCACCGAAAUGUGGUAAAACUCUUAGGAUGUUGCUUGGAGACUGAAGUGCCCUUGUUGGUUUAUGAAUAUGUCUCUAAUGGAACUCUCUUUGAUCACAUACACAAUGAUGGCCCCCGUUGGCUCUCUUGGGAACACUGUCUAAGAAUUUCAACUGAGGCUGCUAAUGCGAUUGCUUAUCUGCACUCUGCAGCUUCAAUGCCUAUCAUCCAUAGAGAUAUCAAGUCUUCCAACAUUCUUUUGGAUGAUAAUUUUACAGCAAAAAUAGCGGAUUUUGGAGUCUCUAGGUUAGUUCCCAUUGAUCAAGAUCAAGUUACCACCCUGGUUCAAGGAACUUUUGGAUAUCUUGAUCCGGAGUACUUUCUGACAAGUCAUCUGUCUGAGAAGAGUGAUGUCUACAGCUUUGGAGUAGUUCUUGUUGAAUUGUUAACGAAGAGAAAGCCAAUUUCAUGGGAGACUGGACUGGAAGAUAGGAAUUUAGCGAUGCAAUUCAUUAGUUCAAUCAAGAGCAAUCAGCUUUUUGAUAUCCUUGAGCCUCAACUCAUGAAGGAAGCAUCUCAGGAGGAGCUUAUUACCAUUGGAAAUCUUGUAGAUCAAUGCCUUAGUGUUAAAGGAGAAGACCGGCCAUCUAUGAAGGACAUUGCAAAAGAGUUAGAAGGAUUGAUGAAGAAAUCAAAGCACCCUGGGUCUAAUCAAUGCAAUAAUGGAAACAAUGGCUUGCUAAGUGUACAUAAGCACUCUUGUGUUCAGCCCUCCCAAGACCAGAAUACAUCUCGCCAGAUUAAUUUUGAGAAGGAGUUAAUUAUGGAGAUGAGCUCUCCUCGCUAGCUUUUUAAGGAAUUUGCUUUGUCCAUAUACAAAGAAUUGUUUCAGGACAAUGAGAUUUUCCAUAAGAAUCCUACCAGUGGACUCAAUGCUUUGAUCUACUCAAGGAAAUUAAGCAACUGAAGAAUUGAUUUUUUUUUGUUAUCUUGUUUAAAGAUCUCAAUUCAGAAUUAGUGAAUGUAAUACAUUUGUUGAAUAAGAUCAUCGUGAUUAUGUAUUAAAUCCAGGGCUACAGGAUAUGGUUUGUGACAGGAUGCAGGGGAGUGUCAAAUGUCAGAAAAUUCACCAGAUCACAGACAUCAAAGUCCUGUUUUCUGAGUAAAAUACUUGUAAUUUUUGAAGGUCAGAUUAAGGCAUGUUUCCUGAAUUCUGUUUAGGUAAUGAAUUUUGAGCUCUAGAUCUUUAUUUGUCAUCAGUAUUUUUUGAAUAAGAACUAAUUUUGGCUUGUCUUCA